AUGGGGAAACGAAAGGGUGCAUCUAGCCGCAUGACACCACCCAGUAGUCCUCCCAGCGUGGGCAUGUCUGAAACGGUUGCUCGGCCAGGCACUGCCUCCAGCGCCGUUGAGAUUCCGAUAUCAUCCAAGUCCGACACUGCUCACAAACAGCACAAGACUCGCCACCAUUCCGAGUCGCAAAGACGACAGUAUGGCUCUUCAGCGCGAAGAGGACGUGAUCAUCACUCGCCCGAUGCCAUUACGCCUUCGAUGGCCGCCCUUUUGGCCAUCACCGCCAUUCCUCCUCCCAACCGCCGUGGCACCACUCGGCCGAGGCAGGUCAAAUCGAAUGAGAUGGUCCGCAUGACAGUCGACUCCAUCGUUCCGCGCUCGCAGGUCUCCGAGAAAGAGCUCAGUCGUGAGCUUGAUGAUGAAGCUGACCCUCCACUGCACUUUAGCCCUUAUGGGGGUUACAGUCGCAGUCCCAUGGAUAUUCUGCUUAGUCCACCAGAGGAACUCGAGGAGGAUGUCAUCUCUAUCGCUAGCGAUGGCGCUUUCACUCCGCCAUUCUCAACCCGAGCCGCUUCGUUCGACAGUAUCCCAUCGUUGGGCAACUCACUCAGCACAAGUGGAUUACCAUCGUUCGAUUCACCAUUGACCCCACGAGGACGACGAUAUCGCCAACCACGACGGUCGCUUGAACCGGUGGUGUCACCCGUUGGUGAAGAGGCCGACCAUCCUCUGUCCAAGCAGACCUCCGUGACCGAGUUCGGCUUCGGGGUGUUUGAUGCUUCUCCAGUCUCCUUGCAAAAGAAGGAACAAUCGCCACAACUCGCCCUCAAGUCUGUCUUCAAGUCCAACCUUACCGCCUCUUUACGGGCCCUUCGGUCCGCCGCGAGGUCUCUGUCCAACUUCACCGCUUCAUCGAUUCCGCCCGAAGACUUCCUUACCCGCUCAAUCCUGACAAUGGACCCAAGGGUUCCAUUCACCGAUGAACGGAUGCCGCCGGUCUUGGAUCAGGAGCCGAGUGAGGCCAUGCGCCGGUAUCUCAAUCCGACGACCACAGUCCGACCGGAGUCGCGAUUGCCAACAAACGUUCGCAGCUACACAGCUUCCAUUCAAAUGCAGACAUACAAGGUUCAGCGCUCUAAGAACGGUGUGGCUGGCAGCAGUAAAUCGUCCAGCGCAGCAUCUACAAGUUCGAAAACGUCGCCGGCUCUGGUAUUCCUGCCUGGCCCUCGGCAGCGUGAGGUUCGCGAGAAUUCGGAUUUCAUCCGUAUCGCUGUGCUCGAACAUCUCAUGCGCAGGAGUGGCAAAUUCGACGAGCAGCGAGAGGGCCAUGCUCGCUGGGUACUCCCGGCGAGAAAGAUGUCGAGCAAGCCCUAUGAAAUUGGCCCCAAUGGUGUACCAGUGCGGUGGCUACCGCUGUCUCAGGAUCUGCCCUUGUCAUGA
Molecule: messenger RNA, 1431 nt
Organism: Microdochium trichocladiopsis
Lineage: Eukaryota; Fungi; Ascomycota; Sordariomycetes; Xylariales; Microdochiaceae
Exons: 1
Coding region: 1-1431 (476 amino acids)
Source: RefSeq, a predicted model, not a curated record